Lymnaea stagnalis (great pond snail) is the source of this 442-nucleotide messenger RNA. The record is from the annotation of a GenBank genome assembly. Lineage: Eukaryota; Metazoa; Mollusca; Gastropoda; Lymnaeidae.
CCUAAGAUCAGAGGCCAAAAUUCCUUCACAUAGCGUAAGAUCAGAGGCCAAAAGUCCUUCACAGAUUCAUAGAUCAGAAGCUAAAAGUCCAUCAUAUAGCCUAAGAUCAGAGGCCAAAAGUCCUUCACAUAGCGUAAGAUCAGAGGCCAAAAGUCCAGCACAUAACCUAAGAACUGAGGCCAAAAGUCCUUCCCAGAGCCAUAGAUCAGAUGCCAAAAGUCCUUCACAUAGCGUAAGAUCAGAGAUCAAAAGUCCUUCAAAUGGCUUUCAAUUAGAGGCUAAUAUACCUGCGCGAAGCCUAAAAUCAGAGAACAAAAGCCCUUCACAUAGCCUAAGAUCAGAGGACAAAAGUCCUUCACAUAGCCUAAGAUCGAUUGCUAAGAGCCCUUCGAAAAGGGAAAUGUCAGCGAAGGAGAGCCCUACACAUAAUCUAAGAUCAAAG